Molecule: messenger RNA, 2858 nt
Organism: Trichoplusia ni (cabbage looper)
Lineage: Eukaryota; Metazoa; Arthropoda; Insecta; Lepidoptera; Noctuidae
Product: solute carrier family 12 member 8
Exons: 11
Coding region: 172-2169 (665 amino acids)
Biological process (GO): chloride ion homeostasis; cell volume homeostasis; chloride transmembrane transport
Cellular component (GO): membrane
Molecular function (GO): potassium:chloride symporter activity
Source: RefSeq, a predicted model, not a curated record
CCCGUAAUUUCAUCAAUUUUAUAAAUUUGCUAUUUAGUCAUCAAUGACGUUUUGCAACACCUGAAUAGUGUACGCGCUGUAACUUUUCAUGAUAAGUAAACAGUCGCUAGAGAUAUGUGUCUCAAUGUUUUAUAUUAGUAUUCAUACGUAAUCUUUAAGAUUUAAAUUACAAUGGAUCAAAGUAAUCGCCAAAGGAGAAAUGAUUUAGAUAUAGAUAGUUUUCGAAGUGAAGAGCCAGGGUUUGAUAGAGCUCGUAUGAGAAGACAAUCCGGAGGCUUCGUGGAUUUGGGCAAUGAAUCACAAUAUGGUACAGGUGGACACCAAGCUUCAGGAGCUAAUGAAAUUUUUGCAGACAUACAGGGUGAUGUACCAUGGUGGAAGUCAAACUUCUUCAUAUCCCAGCCAGUACUGUUUGGCACUUGGGAUGGGGUGUUCACAUCAUGUCUCAUAAACAUAUUUGGUGUCAUUGUCUUCUUACGAUCAGGAUGGAUAGUGGGACAAGCUGGCUUAGUAAAUGCAAUAUUUAUAGUGCUUUUUACAGUUUUUGUAGCAUUGAUCUCAGUAUUGUCAGCUGUGGGAAUUUGUGAACGAUGCAGAAUAGAAAGUGGUGGAGUAUACUUCUUGCUAGCCCACACCUUAGGGUCUAGGAUGGGUGGAGCUCUUGGCAUGAUUUAUUGUUUUGGUCAGGCUGUUGGUUGUGCCUUAAAUGUGUUUGGUUUUGGUGAAUCAAUGGCUGGUUUUGUCAUUGAUGACCCGCUGAGUGACACACACAAGUGGGUGUCAAGAGGCUUUGCUAUUGCUGCUCUACUACUAUUGGGUACCAUAAAUGUGGCUGGUGUAAAAUGGGUAGUGAAGUUACAAUUUGCUCUGCUCAUGAUCAUAAUGUUAGCAGCGUUAGACUUCUUUGUGGGAUCAUUCACCACUGUUCCUACAGAUCCUCAUUUACAGCUUGAAUUCAAAGGAUGGCUUAGUGGUGUUGCAGCUAAUAAUACAUGGCCAGCCUACCAAGAUGGCUACACAUGGUUCAAAUGCUUUGGAGUGUUUUUCCCCACCAUCACUGGCAUAUUAGCUGGAAUAAAUAUGAGUGGAGAUUUAAAGAAUCCCUCUGUAAACAUACCAAAUGGCUCCUUGGCUGCAAUUGGAACAGGGACGUUUUUAUACCUGAUGUUCAUAGUAACAUUAGCAGCUACAGUUACCCGGGAAGGUUUGCUUAAAAACCUAUCGAUAACAGCCGAUAUUUCAGCUGUGACUGUUUUAUUGCUUGCUGGAUUGUAUGUCAGCUCCAUGAGCUCGUGUUUGGGCGCUAUGUACGGAACACCAAGAGUGUUACAAAGCAUUGCCAAUGAAAAAGUUAUACCAGGAUUAGAAUUUCUUGGACAUGGGAGAGGUCCAAACAAAGUACCAGUAUAUUCGAUGGUGGUAGUUGCCGUGGUAACAGUCACAUUCAUCAUAAUCGGUGACAUCAACCAACUUGCACCCAUUGUCACUAUGCCGUUCCUCCUCACAUAUGCUUGCAUUGAUUAUUCGUACUUUGCUCUCGCUCAAACUUUUGAUUUGCAACAUAGACGCGAAAUGAGGUAUCAAGGUCAUUCAUCACAACGUGACACUCAAGUGUACGGCGCCACUGGAAGCGAUCUGGAUUUAUUGUUCCCGGAAAGAAUAAGGCAUAAAAACGUUGGGGACUUCACACCUUCACCAACGGAUUCUGCAAUUAUGAACGGACGGAUGUCUAACGGAGACGGCGUUCGACGACCAAGUAUUAGCGUUCAUUCCAAAAACAAAAACUGGUACUCUCACCUAUGUAACCGUUGGCUAUCCUUUGUUGGGGUAGCAAUAAAGUUACUGCUCAUGUUUCUUGUCCAUUGGGGCUACGCUCUCGGCUGCCUCAUUAUUUUGUGGUUGUUCUGGCUUUACAUUGGGGCGGCGAACCCAGCAUUGAAACCAGGAAGAGCAUCCGAAUUCCGCUUUUUCCAUUGGAUGAAAAUUUCCUUCCUACAAUUAAUAGGAAAGAGGCCUUUAGAAUACGAACAGUUGGUUGUGACCCCGGUGCAUGCAGAUAUAACUCUAGAACAGGAGCGAUUGAACGAUGACAACGAAGACUUCGCAUCACGCCGCCGCUACCAUCAGUCCACUGCCCUUCAAAGCCAUCUCGUCAGCGUCGAUAGUUAAGGACUUUAUGGCUUUAAAAUAUUGAGAUUGCUACUUGUAAGCUUACACAAUACGUCAAUCAAAACUUGCUAAAAUAUUCGAUCAAAUAGAGCUCUUGUACUAAGUAUCUUCAAUUCCAGUCUUCUAUAUUUCCGACUAUUAUAUUCUGCUAUUUAAAUUAUCGUCUUCUGCAGACAAUGAAGAAUUCCAAUAUUCGGUUAAAUUGUGAUUAUUAGGCUUAUUAUACACCUGCAUUUAUACUUUAUACUUUUUGACAAUUAUUUUAAUGAAUACGAUUUAUAAAUUUCCUAAUGAAAACAUGAACUACUUAUUCUCAUUAAAUUUUUUAAUAUACUUUCGUGACUAGCUAUCUACUUGACGCUUUUUAUAUAAUGUUUUUAAGAUUUAUUUUUACUUAUAGUAAAAUUUCCGCACAAUAAUAAGUACCCUAGUUAUUUCAGGAAAAAUGUUCUAAAUGAUUAACGACAUCGCGUCAUUAAACUGCUGAUAAACUAUCUAACAAUAUUGUAACGUAUGACUGAUCUAAGCUGUACAUAACAAUUUAUUUUGUAAUUUAUGUCCCCACUAGAAUUUGUUAAGAUUUAAAUUAAGAAAUUAUUAAUAAAGCUAUAUAUUUAUUAUAAAUUGUACUCUACGUUUGUAAGAUAAUAUCUAAUUGGACCAUUUUAUUAAUAAAUUAUUUUUAUAUU